AUGAAGCGGAAGAGCUGGGCCGAAGCUCGGCGCCGCGCCAGCCCGCCGCCGGCUCUGAAGAGAACUCGGAGCGCAGCGUCGAGGGCGGCGGGGGGUGAGGAGCAGGACGAGGAGCGGCGGCAGACGCCCUCCACCGCCGCGCCCGAGACCUGCGUGCAGAUCACCGAUCGCCUUUUUUUCGCAAUUCUCUGCCAAAAACCAAAGAGUGGAGCUGCAGAUACCCAUUAUUUCUGCGUAGACAAUGAACUUGUGUAUGCAAACUUCUAUAGAGAUUUUGGACCACUAAAUCUGGCAAUGGUCUACAAAUACUGCUGCAAACUAAACAAGAAAUUAAAGUCAUUUUCAUUGAUAAAGAAGAAAAUAAUUCAUUAUACUGGCUUUGAUCGAAAAAAGCAAGCAAAUGCUGCGUUUCUCAUAGGCUCCUACGCAAUAAUAUAUCUGAAAGAAUCACCAGAAGAUGCAUACAAGCUUGUUUUGGCUGGCAGUGUUUCAUAUCUUCCUUUCAGGGAUGCUUCAUUUGGUACUUGCAGUUUUCAUCUAACUUUGCUGGAUUGUUUUCAUGCAAUAAACAAGGCUUUGCAGUAUGGUUUUCUGGAUUUUGAUGAAUUUGAUGUAAAUGAAUAUGAGCAUUAUGAGAGAGCAGAAAAUGGAGAUUUUAACUGGAUAAUACCAAACAAAUUCAUUGCCUUCAGUGGACCUCAUUCAAGAAGUAAAAUUGAAAAUGGCUAUCCCCAUCUUGCUCCAGAAGCUUAUUUCCCAUAUUUCAGGAAACAUAAGGUCACCACUAUAAUACGCCUCAACAAAAAAAUGUAUGAUGCCAGACGUUUUACGGAUGCUGGAUUUGAGCAUUUUGACCUCUUCUUUGCUGAUGGAAGCAUACCUAAUGAUACCAUCGUUAAAGCAUUUCUAAGUAUUUGUGAAAAUGCUGAAGGUGUUAUAGCCGUUCAUUGCAAAGCUGGUCUUGGACGAACUGGCACACUUAUUGCCUGUUAUAUUAUGAAGCAUUAUCGAAUGACAGCUGCUGAAACGAUUGCCUGGAUUAGGAUAAACAGACCAGGUUCAGUGAUCGGACCACAACAGCAUUUCCUAAUGAAGAAACAGCCAGAACUUUGGAGAGAAGGAGAUCUUUUCCAUCAAAAGUUGAGACGGAACUGUAAAAUGGGUGUAACAAGAAUCGUGUCAGGAGUAGGUCAUAUUUCAAUUAAUGGUAUUAGAAACAGGAGGACAAUCCAAAACGACACUGAGCUGUACAGUGAUGAAGAUGAAACAGACAGUAUAACGCAAGGUGAUAAGCUUCGUGCUUUGAAAAGUAAAAGGCAGGCAAAAUCUACAACUGCAUCUCCACAAAAAUGGCUCCUAGCUAUGCUGGUGUCUACACUGUGUAGCAUUGUCAUCUGGUGGAUUGUAUGUGGCUCCCUUCUUCCCAGCCUGCUAUUCUGUCUAGAUGGUUUAAGAAAAUAGUAACCAUCAGGACCCCCUGAGAGAGAGCCACUGUCAGCCAGUCCACCACAAGAACUAGAACAGUAUUGCGUUAAAAUUUCAAAUUGGCAAGCAGUGUUGAAAGGGGAUAUCCAGGCAUGAAGGGGAUACAACUUGAAGACACUUGAUUGCAGUUCUAGGAAGAUGUCUUUGGUUCCACUUAAGCAGAAGAAACUCAUUCAUACUUGUAAAAUAAAACUGGCAACAUGCUUGGCAUACAGUUUCUUAAUUACUAAUACUUCCUCAAGCAAAACCAACAAAAUAGUGUAAAUUCAGACUCAGGUGUAAAUACUUGAGCUCUCUAUUGUAAAGAGGGCUCCCUACCAUAUAUGAUGCAUGUGCAUAAAAUGUGAUGGCAAUUACAGCUGCUGACCACCAGAAGUGAGAAAAUGGUGGGAGUUUUUAAUAUGUAAAUCUGUGUUGUUCAUUCAGACCGGACUUAGGUCUCCACUUGAGACUGAAACUCUACCACGGAGGUUUUUUACUUAUAGGAUUGGUACUCUCUUGUGUUAACUGGCUAUUCUUUCUUAUUUUAUAUGAAUUUUUUUUUAUGAAGUCCUGGUGUUGAGAACAAAGUAACUAUUGUCCACCAGAGAGUGCUUUAUUUUCAAAGACUGUGAUUCUUUUUUAAUUUUAAUUUUGGGGAAAAAAAAAAAAAAAAAAAAAAAAAAAAGCCAACUGAAAGCAAUUAUCUUGUUUUUAAUAGCGAUAGAUUUUCAGUUGUUCCCAACCACUGGCUCUUUUAUCUAUUUGUAAUUGCUUUAAAUCCAGUAUGAUUGUAAGAAGGAGGAAAAACAUUUAAAGCAGUGAAAUGUCAUUACUCUUUCUUUUCAUAUCAUCACAUCUUUUAGAUGAAUCUUUAGAUUACCAUAUCUGAAAGAUAAGACGUUUUUGGCAGGACGUAUUGGUAGAUUUAAUAAGUUACGAAUGUUACUGGCUUUUUGCUUGAAUGUACUUAAUGAGUGCAGCACAUUAAAAAAAAAGAAAAAAGAAAAGAAAUAUACACUUCCUGUGCAACUGAAAUUGAUAAUGGAACUCUGGAGCAGAUACAGUUGGGAACAUCUAAUUACAAUGAUUAAAAAACUCUUACUUACUUCUCAGUUAAAAGCAAUGAAAUUUUUUUAGCAAUCUGAGAUUGAAAUUUUCAUCCACUGCAAGAUUUUCAAACACAGUGUUUUUUCCCUUCUGCAUUCACAUUAUGAAAUAUGUCUGAAAAGCUUGCUUUGAAGUGAGGCAUCCUUACUUCCUGGAAGUUUAUAGCUGCAUUUCCCUCAAAUGAGAACUGCUGCCACAUAGACUUAGAUGGAAUACGGUUCUCUCUUCGUUUUGUAACUCUUACAAAAGAGAGGAGUAGAAAAGGAGAUCUGGAAUCAUAGAAUCAUAGAAUCCUUAGAGUUGGAAGGGACCUUUAAGGGCAAUGUAGUCCAAUUCCCCAGCAGUGAAAAGGGACAUGCACAGCUAAAUGUGGUUGCUCAGAGCCUAGUCCAGCCUAGUCUUGAGUGUCUCCAGGGAUGGGGCAUGCACCACAUUUUGUUGCAACCUGUUCAGUGCCUCACCAUCCUUACUGUACA
Molecule: messenger RNA, 3050 nt
Organism: Lagopus leucura (white-tailed ptarmigan)
Lineage: Eukaryota; Metazoa; Chordata; Aves; Galliformes; Phasianidae
Gene: CDC14B
Product: cell division cycle 14B
Exons: 14
Coding region: 1-1461 (486 amino acids)
Biological process (GO): regulation of exit from mitosis; cilium assembly; protein dephosphorylation
Cellular component (GO): spindle pole; centrosome; nucleolus
Molecular function (GO): protein serine/threonine phosphatase activity; protein tyrosine/serine/threonine phosphatase activity
Source: RefSeq, a predicted model, not a curated record